CACGCUAUAUUAAACUGGCUGCCCUCAUAUGGGCUUCGGCUCCUGCGUUGUGGGACAGGGAACGGGCCAGAGAGGAUGGGAGUGGCCACGCACCUGUCAGACCUGUUCCCGAUACAUGACUCCAGCUGGAUUGUCCUGUGUGUUUGUCCUUUGUUCAACCUGUGCUUGUCACACUGACAGAGGAUGGCGGAAACACCGAACCCGGCCGCUACCUCGUUUCCAGCGCCGACUAUUUCUCUACCGAGCGGCGUUGCAAUAUUGCGGACGUACUCGGGGGCUCUGAUUUGUUUGGAAAUUGUGUUUGGAGGGUUGGUAUGGAUCCUGAUAGCGUCGACGAACGUGUCCGUGCCGCUGUUGCAGGGAUGGGUGAUGUUUGUGUCGGUUACCAUGUUCAUUUGUUCGUCCGUAUACCUCGCCCUCUUUCUGCUGCGCCUGGCUGACAAAAUUAACACUGAUUGGAAUUUCAUGGAUAUGUUCUACCAUUUCAUCGCUUUGCUGUUUUAUUUUGGUGCCUUUUUGCUGGAGGCAACAGUUUCAUCGGCGGGUACAUAUGUAAACAACACUGCCUGUAUACGCAGACCCCGUGGCAAUAUAAUGACGUUUCUGGACUAUCGAGAAUACAAUAUUAAUGUCGCUGCUGCGAUUUUUGCAUUUAUAGUGACAGUGUGUUAUGGCUGUAGCAUGUUCAUGGGCUUCAGGAGGUGGAGGAAAUGAAACACAGGAACUGGCGCACAAGUAACCCAUCCAUAACUUGGAUGUUUUUUAACAUCAGCUGUACUGUUAUGGAGCAUUCCAAACAAAAAUCUUUCUUUUCUUUUUUUUUUCAGUUGAAUAUAAAAAAAUGUUCUUCUGGAUAAUACUCUCUUCUAUCAACACCCACCAGGCAAAAACUAUUUGUCUUUAUGACAAAUUAGCUUUAAUCUUUGACUGUGUGUGUAAUCUGCAUGAUGUUUUUUUUAUUUUAUUUGUUGUGUCAUGUUUAUACAGAUUUUGUCAUCAUAUAGCUCAUAAUGUAUAGAUUUAAUAAACCAUAACAAUUUUUUUAUAAUAGCCUGUGUGAUGGAAUUUCCAUUUCCAUUUCUGGCCCUGUUUACAUAUGGUAACAUCCACCUUGAAACUAGAGGAAAUAUUGUGUAUUAACCACUUAGAGGGUCUACUUUGCAUGGAUUACAAAAUUAUAGUGCAACUAUCAGAUUCAUUUGCUACAGUACAUUGACAUCUGCAGUUGUCCAUUAGGCAAGCAACAGCAGUGAAGCUGUUGUCAGCGCCCUGAAUAUGCUGUGUAGGUCAUUGCAAAAUGCUAAAUUACAGUGCUGCCAUUAUUAAAUAUUUUAGAAUGACGAUGAGCCAUCAAGUGUGUUGAUUAAACUUUAUUUGCAUUAA
Messenger RNA from Myxocyprinus asiaticus (Chinese sucker), 1383 nucleotides. Its product is annotated as protein MAL2-like. The record is from RefSeq and is a predicted model, not a curated record. The coding region runs from base 184 to 714 and encodes 176 amino acids. The transcript is spliced from 4 exons. Gene Ontology annotation, molecular function: structural constituent of myelin sheath. Gene Ontology annotation, cellular component: membrane. Lineage: Eukaryota; Metazoa; Chordata; Actinopteri; Cypriniformes; Catostomidae. Gene Ontology annotation, biological process: myelination.